Messenger RNA from Thermochaetoides thermophila DSM 1495, 903 nucleotides. RefSeq lists its product as uncharacterized. Bases 1 to 903 code for a protein of 300 amino acids. Gene Ontology annotation, cellular component: cytoplasm; nucleus. NCBI's taxonomy places the organism in Eukaryota, Fungi, Ascomycota, Sordariomycetes, Sordariales, Chaetomiaceae. The transcript has 2 exons. The record is from RefSeq and is a predicted model, not a curated record.
AUGGGUGACGCCGCACAGUCAUCAUCAGGGACAAACAUUCCCACUGGCGCAGCUGCUGAGGUGCGCGGCACCCCCAAGCCGAAACCUACGCCGCCCCCGAAACGGGAGGUCAAGAUCCUGAUGCUGCAUGGUUACACCCAAUCAGGCCCCCUCUUCCGUGCCAAAACCCGUGCCCUUGAAAAACUCCUUGUCAAGCUUUUGUCUCCCGCCAACAUCUUCCCUCGUCUGGUCUACGCGACAGCCCCCAACCGCCUUUCAGCAAAGGACAUCCCCGGUUUUACACCCCGCUCAGGGGAGGAGGAAAAAGAAGAACUGGAAGCAUGGGCUUGGUUCAGGAAGGAUGAAGCUACUGGACGAUAUAGAUUCGUUAAGGAGGGGAUGGAGCGCGUGGCGGAGGUGAUUAGCAAUCCGAACGGGGAGUUUGCGGUUACAGGGGAUGGGGAUCCGGUGCCAGAGGGGCCGUUUGAUGGUGUAGUGGGGUUCAGCCAGGGGGGUUGUGCCGCGGGGAUGGUUGCUUCUGUGCUUGAGCAUAUCUCACCAGAUGGGAAGUUUAGGAGGGCGCCGGAGGAGCAUGCGGAAUGGGCAAAGAAAGUUAGGGAAGCGAAUGGUGGGACGGCGUUAAAGUUUGCAGUGAUUUAUUCUGGAUUUUGGGCUGUGCCUGAGGAUCUUGGGUGGCUUUAUGAGCCGAAAAUUCGAACGCCGACGAUGCACUUUUUGGGGAGUCUGGAUACAGUGGUGGAACACUCUAGGAGUGAAGGGCUGAUUGAACGGUGCGAGGAGCCGGUUGUAUUGACGCAUCCGGGCGGUCAUUAUGUGCCGAUCAGUAAGGAGUGGGCUGUGCCGUUGGCAGGCUUUAUCAGGAAGUGUGUUGACGGGGAGGGGAAUGGGAAGGCGAGUCUUUAA